AUGUGGCUUGCUGGUCGUGCCCAGAAUCAUGGGACGUCGACCUUGAACCGACCCGACACGAAGCCCAUCUGGCCCAUCCAGCGUAUCUCUUCACGGGGGGUGCGCCUUCAGCCGCAUAGGCUGUAUGGGCCGCAUGGUGGCGUGCCAUGUAUGCCCUCGGAAAGGAGGUCAUCUGCUUCACGAAGUUUCUGUCUCGUCGGCGCCUUCCUGGCCCUGCGAAUGCCGUCCGGUGUAAGAAGCAGGAGCAGAAGGACAAGUCGUCGGUGUCUGGUGCUACGGCAUGACAAGCUUGCUGAGCUGCCGGCUCCGAGGCGGCUGCAACUACAUGAUGCUUGCGUCUCUGUUCGGAGGUUGACUGAGGACGGCGAGCCUGAUGUGUCGCUGGUGCAGGGCCUUUUCCAGAAAGCAGAGCUUGAGGAGCUAGUGCGAAUCUGUGAAGCCCGGCAAGGCUUUCAAGCCAGUCUGCAGCGGACUUCGUCCGGGGAAUUUCUCAGAGAUCGGAUGCGCACAUCGAGCUCCUGUCCCCUGCUGUGGCCGCUUUUCACCCCGCGAGAGCGGAUCCAGCAGCUCCGUAUGGAGAACGAGCAAAUGGCGGAGGCCGUUGAGGUUGAGCUGGCAGCGGUACUUAGCGCCACAAACCGGUGUGCGCAGGUGAUUGGCGUCGAUGAAGCACGGGUGGAGCCCUUGCAGCUCAUACGUUAUGAACCAGGGCAGUACUACAGGCCACACAUGGACACGCACGAGGAACCCCAGCGGAUGUCAUCAUACGCAGGCGAGCAACGCAGCCAUACGCUUCUCGUCUUCAUGACUGAUAUACCAGAAGCCGAUGGCGGUGGACAUCUGCACUUUCCCAAGCUGGGACUGCGCAUCCUUCCUCGAGCGGGCGAUGCUGUGCUAUGGCAGAACCUUGAUGCAUCGGGUGAGCCGGACCCGCAGAUGCUCCACGAAGGCGUUGCCCCAAAUACCUGUGAAAAGAUUGCCAUGAACGUUUGGGUGGCAGAGAAGCCCUUCACCCUGGAAGCCAUCACCGCCUGGUGUGCCACUCAUGUCGUCGCCUUUGUCUCAGACGGCGUCGAUGAACUGGCGGUCGCAGCUGGUGCUGCCAGAGCUGGAUUGGUUGGGAAGAGCCCGGAGCUGUUGGUGUUGGGCCUGCGCUCCUCGCAAACUCUGUGCCGCCGGGUGCCGCUCACCAUUCAGAAGGGCGACUUGCUGUCUCGUGCCGACGAUACCGUGGCCUUGUGCCUGGCCCAAAUGGCGUCAGCAGUGCUGCGACGAGGCGCACUCCACGGCCUGCAGGUUGUCACAGACCUUCCUUUGCGUUGGACUUCGUCUUCCCAAAAAAGUACAGGAAGAUAA
This is a messenger RNA of Symbiodinium natans, 1356 nucleotides long. NCBI's taxonomy places the organism in Eukaryota, Dinophyceae, Suessiales, Symbiodiniaceae. The record is from the annotation of a GenBank genome assembly.